AUGCCUCCGCGUGUUGCACCACCUGAUAUUGACUCACCCUACUAUAUCCAUCCAAGUGAAGGACCAAACUCUGUUUGCAUCUCACCAAAACUCAAUGGUUCCAAUUAUCUUGCAUGGAGUAAGUCUAUGCAACGAGCGUUGGGAGCGAAGAACAAGUUUCAAUUCAUCAAUGGCGAUCUUGAUAUUCCUUCACAUCAAGAUCUCAAUCGUAAUCAAUGGGAAAGGUGCAAUCAUUUGAUUCAUUCUUGGUUAUUGAAUUCUGUUUCUGAACAAAUUGCUUCAACUAUCGUAUUUCAUGCUAAUGCAAUUGACGUUUGGAUUGAUUUACGUGAGCGUUUUUCAAAAGCUGGUCGUAUUCGCAUUUUUAAUCUUCGUUCUUCGAUCAACAACUUGAAGCAAGUGUCACGAUCUGUUAUGGAUUACUUCAUUGAGUUAAGAGGACUAUGGGAAGAGCUCAAUGAACACCGUCCACUUUCAUCAUGCUCGUGUGUUCAACAAUGUCGUUGCCUUGCUAUGCAGAAUGUUCGUGCGUAUCGUGCUGAAGAUCAGGUUAUGCAAUUCUUAACUGGUCUUAAUGAACGUUUUUCAGUGGUUAGAACUCAAGUUUUGCUCAUGGAACCUUUGCCACCAAUUAACAAGGUAUAUUCCUUAGUAGUGCAAGAAGAGAGUAAUCAUAAUUCUGCUAGUGUUACUGAAGAUGAGUCUGCACUCAUGGUGAAUGCUGCUCAACGUUUUGAGUCCAAAGGCAAAUCUCCUCAUUAUAAGCAUCCUCCUCGCCAAUGCACCUUUUGUCAUAGAACUGGCCACACUGUGGAUUUCUGUUAUCAAAAGCAUGGUCACCCUAAUUUCAACAAAAACAAAUCACAAGCUAAUGCUUCCACAACUCAUACAUCUGAUGUUGAUCAUACACCUGAGAAUUCUACAACAAUUUCAUCUGCUGCUAGUGCUACCAACAUCUCUCAAGCUCAAUAUGAUCAGUUGAUUGGAUUACUUCAACAAGUUAACUUGAUCCCAUCUACCACUCCUAGCACUACUGCAUCUAUCUUUACUUUGAUGACUACUUCUACUCCUAAUGAGGAUCUCUCAGGUAUUGUAUGUAACAGUUUUAGUUCAUCUGCUCGAGCCAAUUAUUGGAUACUUGAUUCUGGUGCAAAUGACCAUGUGUGCUCAUCUCUUUCUCUUUUUACCUCUAUUCAUGCCAUUAAUCCUAUUUACAUUACUCUUCCUAAUAGUAAUUCUGUUUGUGUAAAUCAAGCUGGCUUUGUACAAUUCUCUUCUGAUCUCUAUUUGGAAGAUGUUUUGUAUUCUAAUGAUUUUCACCUCAAUCUCAUUUCCAUUUCCAAAUUGUGUCAGUCAUUGAAAUGCCAUGCUAAAUUCUCUUCUCACACUUGUUUUCUCCAGGAUAUGAACAACCUGAAGAUGAUUGGUUUGGGUAGAUAG
This is a messenger RNA of Vicia villosa (hairy vetch), 1440 nucleotides long. RefSeq lists its product as uncharacterized. The record is from RefSeq and is a predicted model, not a curated record. The coding region runs from base 1 to 1440 and encodes 479 amino acids. The transcript has a single exon. Lineage: Eukaryota; Viridiplantae; Streptophyta; Magnoliopsida; Fabales; Fabaceae.